Lytechinus variegatus (green sea urchin) is the source of this 1704-nucleotide messenger RNA. Its product is annotated as acylglycerol kinase, mitochondrial-like. Bases 169 to 1464 code for a protein of 431 amino acids. Gene Ontology annotation, molecular function: acylglycerol kinase activity; ATP-dependent diacylglycerol kinase activity; ceramide kinase activity. Gene Ontology annotation, biological process: protein insertion into mitochondrial inner membrane; ceramide biosynthetic process. Lineage: Eukaryota; Metazoa; Echinodermata; Echinoidea; Temnopleuroida; Toxopneustidae. The record is from RefSeq and is a predicted model, not a curated record. The transcript is spliced from 14 exons. Gene Ontology annotation, cellular component: TIM22 mitochondrial import inner membrane insertion complex; mitochondrion.
AUAUUGCGCAUUAAAUAAAGUACGGAAAAAAAAAUCGCCGGCCGGCCGGAGCGACAUGAUGGCAGCCUUCACGAAAGUAGCACGCACUCUUCGAGAUCACUGGAAAAAAUCGACAGUUUUAGUAGCUCUAUCAGCGUGGGGUGCAAACUUUGUAGUAGACCGAUAUAAAUGCCUCCAUUACGUCUAUGGUGUUCGACAGUGACAAAUCGAAAAAGAAAAAAGAUCUCACGAACCAUCGAGACUCAUCAACCCGUUUGGACCGCUGACCAAUCGAGGUUUCAACAAAACUUUGCUCGUAAUGCAUAUUGGGCAAAUCUUUUGAGAACAGAGUACUGCAAACAAGCACAGGUGUAUGGACAGCAACAUGAAAAGACUUUUAGCAAACCUGUCAAAGCAACUGUCUUCCUAAAUCCAGCUGCUAGAAAAGGGAAAGCCAAGAAGCUCUUUCAGAAGAAUGCUGCCCCUCUUCUUCAUCUUGCUGGGAUUGAUGUAGAAAUCAUACAGACCUCGAUGGAAGGAGAGGCGAAGGAUUUAGCGGCAUCACUGGUCAAGACCGACAUUGUUAUCAUUGCUGGUGGAGAUGGUACUGUAGCUGAGGUCAUCACUGGACUCCUUAGAAGAGAUGAUGAGAAAGUGGUCAGUUCAAACUGGACAUUGGGUAUUAUACCAGUUGGAGCUACAAAUUCUUUAGCUAGGAUUUUAUAUUCAGAGGCAGAGGCUGAUGUCAGGUGGAUGUGUAAUUCAGCUAUGGCAAUCAUCAAGGGUUCAACCAGACAUGUAGAUGUCAUGUCAAUACAGGAUGAAACUCAUGGACGCAAGUCUUAUGCCGUCAAUAGUAUUCACUGGGGUCCGUUACAAGAUGCCAAGGAAAAGGCCACAAAAUUUUGGUAUUUUGGGCCACUAAAGCAUAGAUUCAGCUAUCUAUGGGCAGGAUUAACUAAGGAGUUUCCAGCCCAGGUCAAGGGUCAUGUGUCGUAUGGUCAGCCAAAGGAGAUCCCUGAAAAGGUCAUUCCAGAAAAGCUAUGGUGGUGGACAAGAUUAUUCAAUAGACUCUGGCCCAAGCAUAUAGAACCAGAACCUGUAGUACAUGAUGAUGAAGAAGAGGUAUUGGAAGAAUUGGAUAUUUCUGCAGUGGAAUUAUCUGUUUUAACAGAUAACAGUGGGAACAAGCAAAAGGGUCCACCUGCUUUGCAGCUUAGAAUUGGACCUGAGGAGUUUUCAAGAACAGAUUUCAUGAAAGAAGGUUGGUCUAGAUUGAAGGAGGAUAGCAUCGAAACGUUCAAGGUGACUGAUAUUGCUGCAGGAGAAGUACAUCUUAGGCCUAACCUAAAAGAGGCUGAGGAAUCCUGGUAUACCAUUGACAACGAUAGGUUUGAAGCUAUGCCCGUUGUCAUCAAACUUCUUCCAUCCAAGCUACGAUUCUUCACUGAUGCUGCUAUGCCGCAGGAAACCUUUACCAGAUGACACCUGCUAGUCUGAAGUAAUGUUGUACGGACCGUGGGACUAUGUUAUAUAGCUGUACACACAAGUACUUAUGGCCCUGUGCAUCACAUGUGUAUAAGGGCAAUUCCAGUAUGUACAUCUGAACCCCUUCGUGUGUGACCAUCCUGAACUGAUCCUUCUUCACCCUAUGCUUCAUAUGAAAGUUCAUGAAGUGAAGUAAAAAAAAAAAGAGAAUUGGAUAUAUACAUGUAAUGUUGAUUU